This is a messenger RNA of Topomyia yanbarensis, 1995 nucleotides long. It is a transcript of the gene beta-PheRS, whose product is annotated as phenylalanine--tRNA ligase beta subunit. The record is from RefSeq and is a predicted model, not a curated record. Gene Ontology annotation, molecular function: ATP binding; magnesium ion binding; RNA binding. Gene Ontology annotation, biological process: phenylalanyl-tRNA aminoacylation. Gene Ontology annotation, cellular component: phenylalanine-tRNA ligase complex; cytoplasm. Lineage: Eukaryota; Metazoa; Arthropoda; Insecta; Diptera; Culicidae. The transcript has 3 exons. The coding region runs from base 142 to 1914 and encodes 590 amino acids.
AUCUUUUUUUCCUGUUGAAUGAUAGCCGUGUUUGCUAGUCGUGGCAGUGGAGAUUUUUAAUUAAUAAAAAGUUAAUCCUUUUCAAUUUACAACUAACGGUAGUACUAUUCACGUGUAUCCUUCGAAAAACGUUUAAUAAUCAUGCCAACCGUUGGUGUCAAACGAGAUCUCCUGUUCAAGGCAUUGGGCAAAACGUACACUGACGAUGAAUUCCAAAAGCUUUGCUUCGAGUACGGCCUGGAACUUGACGAGGUGACCACCGAGAAGCAGAUGAUCACCAAAGAGCAAGGAGAGGUAGAAGCAGCGAAGGAUGCUUCUGAGGAUGUUAUCUACCGGAUCGACAUACCGGCGAAUAGAUACGACCUGCUCUGUCUGGAAGGAUUGGUUCUGGGGUUGCAGGUUUUCCUGGGAAAGAUGACCUUUCCACAGUUUCAAAAGGUGGCUCCUGAAACAGGAAAAGUUCAAAAACUGAUUAUCACGGAAGCAACCAAGCAAAUUCGUCCCUUCGCAGUAGCUGCUGUGCUAAAGAAUGUCACUUUCACAAAAGAUUCCUAUAAUAGUUUCAUUGACCUGCAGGACAAACUGCAUCAGAACAUUUGUCGCAAGCGGGCUUUGGUCGCGAUUGGAACUCAUGAUUUAGACACCUUGCAGGGACCAUUCACAUUUGAUGCCAAAGCUCCGAAGGACAUAAAAUUUGCGCCAUUGAAUCAGGAAAAAGCUAUGAAUGGGGUAGAGCUGAUGGAAUUUUACUCUACCCAUGCUCAGCUGAAAGCAUAUUUGCCCAUUAUUAGAGAUUCGCCGGUUUACCCUGUCAUUUAUGAUGCUAAUGGGGUGGUCCUUUCACUUCCUCCGAUUAUCAAUGGAGACCAUUCGAAGAUUAAGGUAGAGACAAAAAACGUUUUCAUCGAGUGCACGGCAACAGAUUUGACCAAAGCUAAGGUAGUGCUGGAUACGCUGGUUUGUAUGUUUUCCACGUACAGCGACAAACCUUUCACGGUAGAAUUUUGCGAGGUGGUUAACCCGGUUGGGGAAACCGUUCAGUAUCCAGAUUUGGCUUUCAGGAAGGAAUUUAUUUCCGUUGACGCUGCCAACGCUUACAUUGGUAUAAACGAAAGUCCAGAAUCGAUGGCAAAAAUGCUCAAUCGUUUGCUGCCGACCACACAGAACGCUACAGACAAGGACCGGCUGGAUGUUUUGAUCCCUCCGACCCGUCAUGACAUGCUGCAUGCAUGUGAUAUCUACGAGGACGUGGCAAUUGCCUAUGGUUACAAUCGGAUUCCGAAAACACUUCCAGGAACAAUGCAAAUUGCCAGGCAGUAUCCAAUCAAUAAACUCACGGAGCAACUUCGCGAACAGAUUGCCCAAGCCGGUUUUACCGAAGGUCUUACCUUUACGCUCUGCUCACGAGAUGACAUUGCUAGCAAACUAAACCGGAAAAUCGAAGAUAUCCCGGCGGUGCACAUCGCCAACCCGAAAACUCUCGAGUUUCAAGUCGUUCGCACUACUUUGAUUCCCGGUCUGCUGAAAACGCUAUCCGCCAAUCGGAAGAUGCCUCUCCCGCUGAAACUAUUCGAAGUGUCCGAUGUGGUUCUGGCGGAUGCCACCGCGGAAGUUGGCGCACGCAAUGAACGACGCGUUUGUGCCGUUAAUUGUAACAAAACUGCCGGCUUCGAGGUGGUGCACGGUUUGUUGGAUCGUGUUAUGCAUCUGCUUGAGGUACCGUGGGACAAAGAAAAGGGGUACUAUCUAAAGGCGGCGGAGGAUGCGGCCUAUUUCCCCGGUCGGUGUGCUUCCAUUGUGUACAAAGGUGCGGAGAUUGGGAAAAUUGGUGUGCUACAUCCGACGGUGCUGCACGCAUUUGAGCUGACCACUCCCUGUUCCGUGGUGGAAUUUAAUAUGGAGUAUUUCGUGUGAGACGUCGGUAGGAAUUCUGAACAGUUUCCGCGUAUGCGAUUGUAUUGAAUAAUACAGACAGCGGUACAUGCUGGGAAGCCA